This is a messenger RNA of Rana temporaria (common frog), 1802 nucleotides long. RefSeq names its product zinc finger protein OZF-like. NCBI's taxonomy places the organism in Eukaryota, Metazoa, Chordata, Amphibia, Anura, Ranidae. Gene Ontology annotation, biological process: regulation of transcription by RNA polymerase II; central nervous system development. The coding region runs from base 314 to 1723 and encodes 469 amino acids. The record is from RefSeq and is a predicted model, not a curated record. The transcript is spliced from 6 exons. Gene Ontology annotation, molecular function: RNA polymerase II cis-regulatory region sequence-specific DNA binding; DNA-binding transcription factor activity, RNA polymerase II-specific. Gene Ontology annotation, cellular component: nucleus.
GGCAACCAUUUUGUUGUCGCCCAUAUCUUCUAUGUUCUUCAGGCAGAGAAUUUCACUUACUGGACUAGAGAUAGAUAAGGAGGGUCAACGGUUUGCAAUACAUUUUUACUUUUCUCUGGUAACGUCACAAUGUUUCUAAGAGUUCUGUGUUUUUAUACACCGAAAAUGAAAAGUGUCCUCACUGCUGUAGGCGGCCAUUUUGCUGUAUCCCAAAAAGAUUUGAAGGACUGGGAAUUUCCUGUGGGGGAUGUAGGAUUGAAGAGAGUGUGUACCCAGUGAGAAGGAGCCAUCAAGAUUGUUAAACUUUGGUUGAAUGCAAAACCAUUUACAAGGAAAGGCCAUUAAUGACUUACCGAGGAUGGAAAAAGAGCAGGGUCACAUGUCCGAGAGGAUAUUAAACCUCACCCUGGAGAUCAUCUACCUGCUGACCGGAGAGAAUUAUAUAGCCUUCAAGUUAUCGAAUGGUUUGGUUGCAACCAACAUGAAGAAGAGCCUCAGUGCAGACCCUCCAUCUCAAUCUCCGAAAAAGAAUAAUAAGAAGGUUGAAGAAGUCACCAGCGAGAUCAUUGAGCUGCUGACAGGAGAGGUGGCAGUGGACGUUAACCGGACUGAUCAAGGCACGGAAAUUUCUGAAGAAGCAGAAGAUCCCUAUGUGAUGGGUGACGAGCCAUUUAAGGAUGAUGAUUUCCCUCCAGAGAUCAGCACAGACCCCGGAGACACCAGAGACAUCAAAUCUGAGGAGGAGGAAGAGGAAGAAGAACGUGUGAGGAUUAAAGUGGAGGAAAUUCCCCCAGAGUUCAGCAAUGAUGGACAAGACAACAGAACUAACAUAGCGAAAUUCCCCUUCAUCACCGAAGAUGGUAAAACAGAAGAUAAUGAGGUAAUAAGGCGCAAAGUAAACAGCAUUAACCAAAAUCUCCAUCUAAUGCUUCCAAGUGCAGAUCUGUUACCCAAUCCCUUUACACAGGAGGGCAGUUUUCCCGAUUUCUGUCCCCCCAUCACCCACCAUAUGUUUUAUAGUGGAGAUGAUACAUUGCUGUCGUCUGACCGUGGCGACCAUCCUACCCAGAGGGAGGACCUCACCUCUCACCCCAGAUUGCACACAGAAGAGAAGGCCUUUUCCUGUCCCCAAUGUGGGAAAUGUUUUACCCGAAGAGCCUACCUCGCUAAACAUCAAAGAAUUCACGUUGGUUUGACGCCGUUUUCAUGCUCCGAAUGCGGCAAAUGUUUUACCCGAAGAACCAGCCUUAUCAACCACCAAAGGACUCACACGGGGGUAAAGCCGUACUCGUGUCCAGAAUGUGGCAAAUGUUUUACCUGGAGAACCACUUUUAUUGAGCAUCAGAGAUCGCAUACCGGGGUAAGGCCAUAUUCGUGUUCAGAAUGCGGGAAGUGUUUUUCACUGUAUUCGGCUUUUAGUAAGCACCAGAAGAUCCACACGGGGGAGAAGCCAUAUUCAUGCGCUGAAUGUGGGAGGCAUUUUACUCGCAGUGACCAUCUUCUAAUACAUCAGAGGACUCACACCGGGGAGAAGCCGUAUUCAUGCGCCGAAUGCGGAAAACGCUUUAAUGAAAGGGCGAGGCUUGUCACGCAUCAAGUUGUCCACACCGGUAUCCAUCCGUUUUCCUGUUCUGUGUGUGGGAGAGGUUUCAUCACCAAUUCCCGACUUGUCAAACAUCAGCAGGUCCACCUAAGCUUGGAGCCACAUACAUGGGCUCAAUGAAAUGGAUUAUAUGGAUGCUUAUAUGGAGGAAGAAAAACAUUUGGGCCCGGAUUCACGUAGAAUGGCGUAUCUUUGUGCG